AUGAAUAUUCGACAGGAACUUGAGAGGAAAUUGGGAAUGGUUAGUUAACAGCCUGUGUCGGGGGAAAAACUCAUUUCGCUAGAGCGCGUUUGCAGCGCUGUUUGUGUACUUCUCUCGGACGAUUUUUUAUUUUUGUUUCUGUGUGUUUUUCACUUUCUUUAUACAAAAAACACAGAAAAAUUGUCCGAGAGAAGUACACAAACAGCGCUGCAAACGCGCUCUAGCGAAAUGGCGAGAAAAGUUUUUCACUGAUUUCGCUAGAGCGCGUUUGCAUCGCUGUUUGUGUACUUCUCUCGGGUGAUUAUUUGUUUUCUGUGUUUUUCUCACUUUCUUGAUUAAAAACACACAAAAAAUUAAAAAUCGUCCGAGAGAAGUACACAAACAGAGCUGCAAACGUGCUCUAGCGAAAUGAGUGAAAAACUUUUCUCGCCAUUUCGCUAGAGCGCGUUUGCAGCGCUGUUUUUGUACUUCUCUCGGACGAUUAUUUAUUUUUCUGUGUUUUUCUCACUUUCUUGAUUAAAAACACACAAAAAAAUUAAAAAUCGUCCGAGAGAAGUACACAAACAGCGCUGCAAACGUAGCUCUAGCGAAAUGAGUGAAAAACUUUUCUCGUCAUUUCGCUAGAGCGCGUUUGCAGCGCUGUUUGUGUACUUCUCUCGACGGUUUUUUGUUUUUUUUUUCUGUGUUUUUCUCAUUUUCUUUAUUAAAAACACACAGAAAAUUAAAAAUCGUCCGAGAGAAGUACACAAACAGAGCUGCAAACGCGCUCUAGCGAAAUCAAAACAAUGAAUUUGUUCAGUUUAUACAGGAAAUUGAUGAGCCCAAAAUUCGACACCUAAUUCUCAUUGAUGAUAUUCAUAAUGUAAGGUUUCACGUUUUUUUUUCAAAAAAAAAUAAAUAAAUUCAAAAUUUCCAGCUUUCCACUGAUCUUUCAAGUUAUACCCAUUUGACGAUAAUUGGAACAAGUCGAAAAAAGAAAAUCAGCUUGUCAAAUCCGCAAUUCAUCGAAAUCCCCUCUCAAGAACCCGAAAAUAUUCAAGAAUUGCUCUCGAAGUUCACAAGUUCCGAAUCGAAGGCAACAAAUAUUCUGCGAUUCGCAAGAGAGCGCCGACGAAAAAGUUUGGGAAGUAUCGAAGAGGGUUCGAAUGAACCAAAUUGGAAUGAUCUGAAGAUAAGGAUCAUUGGAACUAUGGGGAAGUUCGGGAGUUCGGAACAAAAAUGUGGACAAUUGAUUUAUUAUAAGACUUUAAGGUAAUAUAUACAUGAUUUUGAGAUAGGGUAAAAACAGUUAUCCAAGAAUUCCUCCGACUAAACCACCUGGGCGAACUCCUAGGCCAACAUUUCCGUUUCCAUAAACACCUCGACCACCACCGUAUCCUUGUCCACCGUACUGUGCACCACCGUAGGCUUGUUGUUGACCGUAACCUUGUUGCCCGUAGCCCUGUCCACCGUAUCUUUGUCCACCGUAUCCUUGUUGCCCAUAUCGUCCACCAUAGGCCCCACCUUGAACACCGGCAUUUAUCGGACCGGCACCCAAACCAAGUCCAGUAUUCAUACCGAAUUGAGCGGCCACAACACCAAAAAUAGCCAGAAGAGCGAAGAAUUUGAUUGAAGAAGAAGAUGACAUUUUGAUUUCAAUUCUGAUUGUGAUUGUGGGGGGAUUCCCAUUUAUAUAUCAUUUUUUCUCAUGUUGUGACGACAUAUUUUUGGGUGUGGGAGAAGGUCAAACAAGAUCAAGUGACGAUAUCAAUCAGGGGAAAAACUAUUUGUUUGUUUGGCGAUUUUGUUCGAUUUUGUGAUCAAUGAUUAAACUUGGUUAUAAACAGAUUUGGGAGUUUUUACCGUGAAAUUUAUUUUACGGUUUUACGACUUAAAAAAAUAAUUUGAAAAAAAUCCCAAAAUUUAGUGAAUUUUGACAGAAUUUUUUAAAAAUAAUACAGUGAUUCACGUAUUUUUUAAACGUUAUUUAACGUUAAAAACGUUUUUUUUUAUUUCGUGAAUCACUGCAUGGAUAAAAUUUCGAUUAAAUCCUCAUUUUUUUAUGGAUAUGAAGAAUAAUAUGGUUAAAAUUAUUUUUGGAGUUACGAUAAGUUACCAACCAGACCUGGGAAUUUACGUUUACGACUUUCAGAAACGUAAAAUAUCGGUUCCACGUCAAAAUUACCCAGGUCUGUCCCAUAUCCCUUUUUCGUCUCGCGUCUCUUCUGCACACACACGCUAAUUUUCACUCUCUCAUUUUCUCUCACGUGAAAAAAACGUUUUUUUUUAUUUCGUGAAUCACUGCAUGAAUAAAAUUUUGGUCAAAAUUAUGUUGGAGUUACGAUAAGUUACCAACCAGACCUGGGAAUUUACGUUUACGGCUUUCAGAAGCGUAAAAUAUCGGUGCCACGUCAAAAUUACCCGGGUCUGGUCCAUAUCCCUUUUUCGUCUGGUGUCUCUUCUGCACACACAUGCUAAUUUUUACUCUCUCGUUCUCUCUCACGUGAAAAAGCUUUUCCUUAAUUAAAAGAUCUCAUUUUUCCAGUGUUGUUGAAGCGGAUGUUUGCCUUAUGGAAAGUGAUAGUCGAGGACAUCUCCUGAUUGCGGUUUUGUGUUUUUUAACGAUUCAGCAAAAUGGGUUGAAUGAAAUUGAUUUGAGGAGAUUGUUGGCUGAUGAACAUGCGCUGCUUCCGAUGGGAAUCAGGAGGAAUUAUCGGAAUUUACCGUUUGGUGAGCUCUGAGUUUUGUUAUCCAAAAAAUAGCUCACUUUUUGUGUAUUUUCAAGAUUACUGUGCCGAAUGCUAUGGCCAUACAAAUCCCCAAAUUCUACCAAUCCGCUGGUAUUACAUAAUAAAUCGCAUCGGUCAUCUUUUGAUUGCAAUCGACUCAGAUGACAAUCACUUUUUGAUACCUGCCGCCUGCCAACGAAUUAUUCGCAAAAAAUUUCUCACCAAACCCGUGCACCUGGAACACUUUCAAAAAUUGCUGACAUCUUUUUAUUCGACUAAAGAAAAACUAUAA
Messenger RNA from Caenorhabditis angaria, 3000 nucleotides. NCBI's taxonomy places the organism in Eukaryota, Metazoa, Nematoda, Chromadorea, Rhabditida, Rhabditidae. The record is from the annotation of a GenBank genome assembly.